Molecule: messenger RNA, 951 nt
Organism: Pteropus alecto (black flying fox)
Lineage: Eukaryota; Metazoa; Chordata; Mammalia; Chiroptera; Pteropodidae
Gene: CFAP73
Product: cilia and flagella associated protein 73
Exons: 7
Coding region: 1-951 (316 amino acids)
Biological process (GO): spermatid development
Source: RefSeq, a predicted model, not a curated record
AUGGCAGUGUCCUGGGAAGAAUAUUUUCGACUGGCCUCGCAAGAGAACCUCUCCAAGAAGACCCAGGAGCGGAAUGCAGACAACUGCCCACCGGUGCUGCGUCUCCUGGAGAAGAGGCAGGAGCUGGCAGAUGUGGACCAGAGACUGCGGGCCCAGAAAGAGGUGUUCCAGACCACGAUGGCAGCCCUGAAACUGCGCCGGGAGCAGUUGGAACAGAAGGAGCAGGAGAUACAAGGGUCCUUUGUCCGCUUUGACAAGUUCUUACAGGACGCCGGGGCCCGGCGCAGCUGCGCACUGAGAAGGGCGGCCGAGGAGCGUCACCAGGCGGGGAGCCAGCAGGCGGAGGUGCUGCGGCUACGGGCCCACCUGGAGGAGCUGCAGCGGGAGCGCGCGCGGCUGCAGAGCCGGCUGCAGCGCCUGGAGCCCUGCGCGCGCCUGCUAGGGCGGGUGCUGGAGCAGCUGCCCGAGUUCCAGGACGUCUCCGAGCUGGUGGCGCGCUUCGAUGCCCUGGCCAACACGCAGGCGGCGAUGAGGCUCACGGAGCGCCAGCAACUCCGGCAGGUGGAGGAGGAGCGCGCACGGCUGCAGCGGCUGCGGGACACCUGGCGAGACGAGCUGCUCAGGCUCCGCCAGAGGCGAGCUCAGCUGCUGGAGCGCCUGGAGGCGGCGCGGGAGCGCACGCUGCAGUGGGAAUCCAAGUGGGUUCAGAUCCAGAACACUGCGGCUGAAAAGACCCUGCUCCUGGGACGCAGCAGGAUGUCAGCACUCAACAUGUUCCAGCUCGUGUGCCAGCAUCAGAAGCAGCCACCUGCCCUGGACAUCGAGGACACCGAGGGGCAGCUGGAGCAGGUGAAGCUGUUCAUGCUGGACCUCUCUGCCAUGCUGGCCAGACUCCCGCAGCCUCUCCCUCCAGUCCAAGGCCCCGGCCAGACCAAGGCCCCAGCCCCUUAA